AUGGAUUCGGUCGACGCGCUGCUCUUUUGGAUAAAUAAGGUUUGUCUCCUCGUGAGAGAUGACGUUGAACGGGCACAAAUCCAAUUGAAAGGAGCUUCCGAAGGUGGGAUGAUACCCGAAAUGGAAGACCUUUAUGAUGAGAUCAGUGAUGGGCAGUGUCUCUGCACCUUAGUUGCGUGGUAUCGACAUGGACAUGGAGAAAUGGAAAUCGAAGUUGUGGCACAACCCGAACCUGUCACAUCACCUCGGCGAUUCGUUCCCGUGCAGGGCAUUCCGGAUCUGCGCGCUGCAAACUCAGCGGCUCGCAGCCCCUAUCCACCAAGAGUCAGGAAUCCGUUCAGCAAUGUGCACGUGACGUCAACUCCAGCUGGAGCUCCGGUCGCUGUCCCAUCUCGUUCGAUCAGUAUGAUGAGUCAGGAUAGUCUGCUCACAAACAGGACGCAGGAUUCGUGGCGAGUGCCACCACAGCGCCAACCGCCGGACUAUUGGGGUGCGAACGUGACCAAUUUUGGUCGACUUGUUCAGCCUGAUGACGGUAGUAACGGCAACUUGUCCACAACGGGAUGUUCACCGUACGCAAGGAGUGAUUCGCUACCGGCAGCCUCAAUCAGGCUCGCGCUCGAGGAAAAACGCCGUGAUCAUGAAAAACGCAAGGCGCUGAUGAGCACAAUGACUGAGUCAGAACGUGCUGAGAAAGGAAAAGCGGCUUUCUUCGCAGUGAUGAACAGAGGUGAACCAUCGAACACGGCUGGUACUGAUUCACCAAAUGCCAAACUCAUUCGCGAGUUGGAUCGCAAGUUGACGGAUCUCGCCCAGCAAGUGUCCCUCAUGCAUAUUGGCCCAGACCAGCAGCGUAUCAGUCGCGCAUUGUCACAACCGAGUGUCUACCAAGAAGUUCCACCAGCCCCUCCUCAGUCAGCUAGAGGUGGAUAUGGAACUUUGCCUCACAGUACGCAAACUGCACCAAAUUACGGCCAACAAUAUGCUCAUCAACAGCAGCAACAAGAUUACUAUGGUUAUACACAACCACAACAAGGACCUUAUGGGCAACCACAGCAGCUGCGUUCAAGCCUUUCAAAUGGCAUGUUAAACUAUCUUCCGGGCCAAAUGCCAUCGUAUGGUGAAUACCCCACUGGUCUAGUGCAACCCCCACAAAUGUCUGGGCAGCCGGCAUAUACUCAAGACAUGUACUCCCCACACAUGCACUCAUAUGCACAACAAUCACAACAACAGCCAGGCUACACAAUGAUGCAUCAGUCCGCGCACGCAGCUACCGGCUUUUCGCUUCAUCAGCCGGUAGGAGCAGCGCCAAUGAUGGCGCCACCGGCGUCAACGUAUUCUUCGGCUUAUCCGCAGCAGCCGCUUGACACGCACAACACUUCGCCUUCCUAUGCACUGCAGUCUCAACCUCCUCAGCUGAUUCCGACUAUGAUGUCACAACAGCAGCAACAUGCUCAAGCUUAUUCAUCGUAUCAGGGUACGCCUCAGCUCGAAAAUCAACCACCACUCGGCUACGAAUCUCAGGACGGUGGAGCGACAUUUCGACUACAUAGCCAAGAUGCAUCAUCUAGUCGUGUCGAUCCUCCUCUGGAAAUCAACAGGAAUCUCACCAAUUGGGGCAUGACAUAUCAGAAGGGACAUACGGGUCGUCCACAGCGUAGAACAUGGGAGAACCAGACGUUCAUAAAGAGCGAGCACGAUCUUGUCAAUCAGCCAGAUCUUGUGCCAACCGUACCCAGUGAGGAUCGACAGUCCCCAUGUCCAAUUGGCGCAGUCCCGCGACGCUCGCGGGAUUCUCGUGAGUCAUAUGACGUCACGAGCGCGACUGUUUCUGAACAAGCUUCGGGAGAUCGUGGGCGAGUACAAGAUCCAGAUCAUGCGUCGACCCUGUCGCAACCAUCACCUCCUCGUGAUCCAGCUAAUAAUACCAAUGGAAUCACUUCAGAGUCGAACAGGAGUGCGGCACCUUCCGGUCCUGCCUUCGUUGUGAGCGAUGAUCAAGCAGCUGAGGAUUUUGAUAAAAUUGUAGAUCAAAUCGAGCAAAGGAAUGCCGAAAAACGAAUGGCUGAAUUGGCCAAACGUGAAAUGGCCGAGCAGCGGAAGUUGGAGAAGGAGCUUCAGCGGCAGAAAAUUCUGGACGACUAUAAGCGACGAAAAAUGGAAAAAGAGCUAGGUUUGGAAUCAGGCUCGAAUUCUGCUCGGGGUUCUGGUCGCGGCCAUUCUCAACCACCGUUUAUUCGAACCAAAUCACAGAUGUCUGAAUCAGCACUAGGUGCUGAGGGGAACGACAAAGGCCGUCUUCCUCGUGCUCGUGGACAGUCCACUGUAGAACAGCGAAUCUCUGUACAAAGUCUUCAGGAGCCAACGCAUAAAUUGUUUGCAAGAGCUACACCUAAGUCAAAUCGUGGAUUGAUCAUCAACGCGUUACAGUAUAGCGUUUUUCCUGGGGCUGUCAACGAUACGACAAGAAUGAAGACGAUGAACGACUUGGCCGCGUCAGAUGCGAAACAUUUUCUAGUGCUGUUCCGUGACUACAAGUGCCAAUACAGAGGCCUUUACAGUUGGGACCAGGUAUCAGAUACGGCUAUCAAGAUAUCGGGGCAGGGUCCAUCCAAGUGCACUGAGAGUAUUAUGAAGUUGAUGUUCAAGUAUGAUUCGGGUGCGAAGAAUUUUUCACAGAUUCCCACAAAGCAUCUCGGUGCGACCAUCGAUGGUUUCACGAUACAGGACCAGUUUUGGCAAAAGCCUAAAAUUCCGCAUAGUGGUGCUGCUUCCCAUAGAAACAAUUAA
This is a messenger RNA of Ostertagia ostertagi, 2790 nucleotides long. The record is from the annotation of a GenBank genome assembly. Lineage: Eukaryota; Metazoa; Nematoda; Chromadorea; Rhabditida; Trichostrongylidae.